Molecule: messenger RNA, 4253 nt
Organism: Electrophorus electricus (electric eel)
Lineage: Eukaryota; Metazoa; Chordata; Actinopteri; Gymnotiformes; Gymnotidae
Product: fibroblast growth factor 14
Molecular function (GO): growth factor activity
Source: RefSeq, a predicted model, not a curated record
UUUACAUAGUGAACUUGGUGAAUCUGUCAGUCAGGAUACCAUUCGCCACAGUGCCACACCCGGGGAGACGGUCGUGUGUCCUUCAGGAGAAAUAAUAACGUGGAAAUAAACUAUUCGGUUUUUCGGGACUACACGCGCGUACAUGGCUUGCGACUAUUAUCCAGCUGUAUUCACCUGUGGUGUUCCACUGUCCAGCGGGGAAAAGAAGGAGCGUACUGGAAAAAUCUUGAAAUAACGUUUUCCAGUCUGAGGUAAAAUAUCUGGCUGGAUCAUUGGAAGGGAAAAGGCUGUCAAAUGUGAUUCGCUUUGAACAGAAAGCAGUGUGAAGGCAUGAAUGUAUAUUUAAGAAGCCGGGUAGCAGCAUAUGUCAAAAAGAGCCGAAAUAUUUAUGUCAGUAAAUAUAGGUUAUGUGGAGUCACUGUGGAGAUAAAAACGUGUUUUCUGAUUUCACUGUCGAAAUGUGGUGCUCGGACUUUCUCAAACAGCUCUAACCCGAUGGAUAAAGAGUCAUUUUAGCUCUGUAAUGAAUGGGGCAAUAGUCGGACUCCGAGGGGGAAAACGCUUUGUGUAGUCUGCUCUACGUGUCCGGAGGUGAACGGGGUUCGUUUUGCGUUGUUUUGGCGUUUUGGAGACAUGGCAGCGGCGAUUGCCAGCGGUUUGAUCCGCCAGAAGAGACAAGCACGAGAGCAACACCUUCACCGACCAGCUACUCACCGACGAAGGAAAAGCCCCAACAAGAACAAGGGUCUCUGUAACGGUAACCUGGUCGACAUCUUCUCCAAAGUGCGAAUCUUCGGCCUCAAAAAGAGAAGACUACGGAGACAAGAUCCCCAGCUCAAGGGCAUUGUGACCAGGUUAUAUUGCAGACAGGGAUACUACUUACAGAUGAGCCCAGAUGGAUGUUUGGAUGGGACCAAAGAUGACAGCACUAAUUCCUCAUUGUUCAACCUCAUCCCAGUGGGCCUUCGAGUGGUUGCCAUGCAGUCUGUGAAGACGGGGUUAUACAUCGCCAUGAGUGGAGACGGCCACCUCUAUGCCUCGGAGCUUUUCACAGCAGAGUGCAAGUUCAAAGAGUCUGUGUUUGAGAACUACUAUGUCAUCUACUCAUCCAUGCUGUACAGACAGCAAGAGUCGGGCCGAGCCUGGUUCCUGGGCCUCAAUAAAGAGGGCCAGCCCAUGAAGGGCAACCGGGUCAAAAAGACCAAGCCUGCUGCACACUUCCUCCCCAAGCCCAUAGAAGUUGCCAUGUACCGUGAGCCGUCGCUACACGAUGUGGGUGAGGCGGUCCCCAAGACCAGUGUCCCCCCCAGCAAAAGCACAGAGCCGGUGGUCAUGAAUGGUGGCAAGCCUGUCAGCAAGCCUGACAAAGAAACAUAGCCCCACCCUCCCCUCCCCUCCUCUUUUAAGGGUGUCACUGUAUCAGCAAUUCUUGAAAAAGAAAAACAAAGAAACUCGCUCUCCGCUGUCCGUGGCUUCAAAAGAUCGUCCUCCUCUGCCACCCGUCCCUCUAGAGUUUAGCCGACGCACGACUGAACUGAGGGAUCGUUGUGGUCCGGAGACAAGGGCGUUUUCCUCCAUAAGAACUGCAGGAGUGUGGAGGAGUAGGGGAGGAGGUUGAGGAGAAAGGAGAAGAGGAGGGAGAGGAGGAGGGGACCACUGAAUGCUCAGCAUUAAAAACUCUGUCGUUCGGAAUGCCCUAUGCGAUAUGGAAUGCCUUUUUUAAGCUCCCCUUUCUUUUGUCAUCCAUUCCCCUGCUUCCCCCCACCCCUUUCUUUCCAUGACAGUCAUGGGAAAAUAGUUAUUUUCAUCUGCCUUCUCUGGUAGCUUUGCCUGCUGAUAGCUACCCACAAUUCUUCCAUUGGACCUUUCAUGUUAUUGAGGUUCUUUUCAUUCGGAAUACCACAGCACACCAGCAUUUGUCUGGAGGGAUUGUUGUACAGACACAAAUCAAAUAUGUUGUUGUUGCUCUCUUCUCUGUUCUUUUUUCUAAUCUUUUUCUUUUUGUUUAUUUUGUGUCUUUUUGUGUCACAUUUUCCAAGUGUCUGUUUUCUGUUAGAAAACGUAACUAUGAUUGGUGUGUAUUUUUACAUUACACACAGAUGAGGAAUAUGUGAAGAAUUUGUCUGCUGUGUCAAGUACAUUCCUGUUUCCUUAGAUGUGUUUACAGUACAGUGAUGUGGUACAGAUGGUCUGGAGCUGCCAAAUUAGUUAGAAAAUCAUUUCUUUGGCUAGCUUCUCCUUUUCAAUUAUCAUCACACUUAAGAAUGGCUGACAAAACAGCAGUGAGAGUUGAGAAUAACAGACUCAAUGAAGCCUCGUAAGAACUGUCAAGAGGUGGCAGCACUGAUAACGUCACCUCUAGGCACUGAGGGCAGUGGCAGUUCCCUUACAAAGGAACAGUUUACAUAUCACAGACACCCAGAAUCUUACCUGCCAGUCCAGGCUGACUUACCUGGCUCUCAGACGACACAGCUGCUUACCUCACUUUGGCGUCUGAAGUCAAUAGUUUCUGGCUGGUUGGUUCCCACUUUGGGCCCUUCCUAUGAAUCAGACUUUGCUGUAACUUGUACAUGAAGCCCUUGAAGGACCGAUUGUUUAACACCUAAUGCGAAUAAACAAAAAUGCAGUCGUACUUAGCCAGACCUGGGAGGGAGUAGGGCGGCCAAAUGUAUGCUGACACUGUCACUUUUGUUGUGGCCAUGUGUCCAGAAGACGGGUUAAGGUGGUGUUAUUCGCCUUUUACUGUAGCAGAAGAGAUGGUAGGAUGGUAGCAGAUUCUACCUUACAAAGAAAAGAAAAAGUUGUGUGAAACUGGUAUGCAGGUUAAUAUGAAAUACUGUGUUUAUUUUUACGAUGCUAUUUUUUAUGGUAGACUUAACGGCAUGUCAGGAUACACCUUUUCAAGUUGGUGUAAUGCCAUCUAGAUAACUUGGCUAUUUUUCCAUUUCUAAGAGGAUAAUCAGUUGCUCUUUAGAAUAGGGUGCUUCCUCAUUGGUCUCCUUAAGGAGAAUAGUAGCAUGUUUGAUUUGUUAUGAUGUUUGUUUGAUUUAGUUUUUCUGGUUGUCCACAUGUAAUGUUUCUUUUAGAGAGUUUAUAGCUUGCCAUCAUAAUCUAAAAGGGGGUAUUUAAAUAUCACUGUGCAUCAGUAAAACUGUUUAUAGGAUUUGGAAAUUUAGAGUACCUUGAAAGCAAUUUACAGUUUAAUAAUAAUACAUCUUCACCUUGAUUAAUUAACUCCAAUUAUAUGUUGUAAUCAGCAAUCUUGAAUGUUUUGUUCAUUCUAAAAGUAUAAUAUUAUCAUAUUCUGUUUUCACGAUAGGCAUCUUUGUCAAAUCAACAUUAAGCUGUCCAUCUGGUUAACUGAGUGGUAAAUGCUUUUUAUUCACACCUAAAAUCUAUAUAAGUUGCCAACAAGUGAUAUUAGAAAUCUUUCUCCUGGCUUUUAUGUUAUUUCUGCAUUAUUCUGUCACGUUUUCUUUAAUGGGAUAUCUUGGAAUGUCAAAAGCAGUAAAAUAUUUUUUCAGUCUCAAUGGCACAUAUUACAAAGAUGACUGAAGUGUUUCUUUUUUUCUGUCCCCGUUUUGUGGUGUUUCCGUCUGAGAAUUGUUUACUUUGCCUGUAUGCUCAUUCUGAAGUGUGCACACUUUCUCUGCUGGGCCCUCGUACUGUAUAUUUCGCCCUGCUGACCAGUUAACUGGUUCCAUAGAGGACUGGAUUUAUUUUUGUAAAAUGACUGCUAUGUAAAUGUAUAAUCUUUGUUCUUCGUUUCUAUCUCCUUCUAUGAUGUUCCUUGUUUUUGACCCCCCAAUAUUCCAUUUUGUACUUGUAUGUUUCCUUGUCACCGUGAACGUUUACCCCGUGGACGUUAUUGUCUCGGAGAAGACUUUUCUUUAUCGUGUGUCACAAAUAUCAACGGCAGGACGAUCUUUGUUUGUUUUAGGUUUGGUUUCUUGGUUGUUUCUUUGUUUGCUUUUUUCCAAUCUCUUUUCUUCUCUGAGCUUCCCAUCCUUGGAUCCUUGGUUUAUCUCUAUGUUUCACCAGUUGCAUGGUAAUUAAGGGGAAAGGCUAUGGGAGACCUGCAUGUGGUAGGCUAUGUAUAUCAAAACAAACAAGUGAUUUAAAAAAAUGUUGGUAUGUACCGCUAAACUUUACAUACAGUACAUAUAUGCAAAAAGAAUCUGCACUGUACAGUUUAUGUUUGUCAAUCCAUUGUAUACACAGAGAUGACAUAUUGAAUAAAACAUUUAUAUAAA